Messenger RNA from Phytophthora infestans T30-4, 423 nucleotides. RefSeq names its product secreted RxLR effector peptide protein, putative. NCBI's taxonomy places the organism in Eukaryota, Oomycota, Peronosporomycetes, Peronosporales, Peronosporaceae. The record is from RefSeq and is a predicted model, not a curated record. The coding region runs from base 1 to 423 and encodes 140 amino acids. The transcript has a single exon.
AUGCGUUUGAGGGUGCUGCACACCGUUUCGAACGGUGUUUUUGGGAUUUUGCCCUUUUUGCCCACUUUGGAAAAUUAUGCGGUGGUAUCGCGUGCUUCUCGCUCGCGGCGGCUUUCUGUCCAAGCCACCAGCGACGCUACCCCAACGUCCACACUAGUCUCACCCCAUUUCAUCGUCGCGGAGAAUACCAAGCCAAGAUUUUUAAGAUCUGAAGACUUAUGUUACGGGGACCGGCAGUCGUUCAAGAACGGUGAGAGCAAGAAUGGCGUUAGUGGCAAUUCGGACGAGAGGGCAGGGGCACUCGAAAAGCUUACGUCGUCCAAGACCUUCAAGUCGAUCACACAGGGUGUAUCGAAAGCCACCAACACAUUCAGCGAGAAGAUCUCGCCCGCAUGGCCCUUAAAGGCAAAGCUGCAAGUGUGA